Messenger RNA from Ostertagia ostertagi, 822 nucleotides. The record is from the annotation of a GenBank genome assembly. Lineage: Eukaryota; Metazoa; Nematoda; Chromadorea; Rhabditida; Trichostrongylidae.
CAGCAUGCAAAACGACGCAUUCUCGAGGAUCAACUGACUCGUCUUCUAGUUGUUGGCAGGAUAUCGAAAGUGGAGAAGGAGCUUGCCGAGCUUGUCUACCCAGGUGAAGAAAAGGACGUGAUCUAUCGAGAGCGUGACGAACGUGACGAGUCUAGUUUGGAGAAAGCACGUCUCAAAGGGCAACUGGAAGAGAUUAGUGAUGCCAUGACAGCGCUUUCCAGCAAGGAGAUGAAGCAAGCAGAAAGUCUUUACCAUGAAGUUGUCGUGAGCAAGAUUGUCACACAGGAGAUGAUUUCGGAUUUGGAGAAGUACAUGCAGUGCCUUGACAGCUCCAUCAUUCAGAUUUCACUAGUAUCAGAGUGUGCAGCAACUACGGAAAAAAGAAAAGUCUAUGACUAUCGCGUUGUGAUGGUGAUAAAAAAUGGAGUGGAGCUGGACAUGAGGGAUCGUUGUAGUGCUGGGCAAAAAAUGCUGGCAUGUAUCCUUAUUCGUAUCGCAUUGGCUGAUGUUUUUGGAGGGGCUUGCUCGAUAAUUGCACUCGAUGAGCCAACGACGAAUCUUGAUGCACUAAAGGUAGAUCACAUCGCUGGAAUGUUGAAUAAUCUGAUUGCUGUUCGCAGGAGAGGCGACCGCAAUAGGCAGUUUCAGAUGAUUGUUAUAACGCACGAUGACCAUCUGGUUGGUAAACUGAUGAUUAUUGGAUCGAAGCCUGAGUUUAUAUACAUACUCGGAAAAGACAACAACGGCGUGUCUCACAUCAGACGGCGACAGUAUUCUGACGGACGUUCCGAAGAGGCGAACUUAGCAGCAAUUGAACAAUGA